UUGCUACAGUUCGUAUAGUGUACCGCUCUCCAUCGCCGUAGUGCUCUCACCGGUGCCUCUCGGAUCAGUCAGAUCUCGAGCGAGGAGGGUAAACUCCGACGAUGUCGUGAUGCCGUGAGAGGAGACGCACGCGAGAGUCACGCGUACAUUACGUGACCACCAGGGAGGACCGGGGCGGUGGUGGUGCGUUCUGAUCCCACGCGAUCAUCCCGCUGAGGGGGCGAGAUGACGUCUCGACGGAGCGCCGCGCGACCUCGUCGCUCGUCGCGGAUCGCCGCUUCUCGCGCGUAAACCCAAAUUCCACUCGUGAAAUUCCCGCCCGACCCGACCGCCCGCGACGUCGAUAUCGGAUCUCGUCCGAGAUCGUCCCCCUAGGCACCAAAUUUUCACCCUGUGGGACCCUGUCUCCGUCAAACGACGAGAUAGAGUAAAGAUACGCGACGGUCGCCCGACUUGGGAAACUCUAGUUUGUACAUAGCUAAAACUCGUCCCGCGAGACAGCUUCCGCCAGGGAGAAACUUCCUAAUGCGCUAAUUCAGAGAGAGAGAGAGUUGCGAGAUUGGAAUUUAAACUCUUACGAGAGAAGAGAAAUCGUCAUUAACCCUGGCGCGAAUCGAAGGAUGCACGUGAUCCUAUUUAACGCUACAUCCAAUUAGAAUAUGUCGCGCAAGUCUUUAAAAAGCAAACGAGGGGAAAAGGUCGAGUACGCUGCAGCGACUACACCGCUCCGGUGGCGGCCGAGAGAUGACUAUACCGGUGGCGAGAGAGAGAGAACGAUAAGCCUAUUAUCAGCCAGCUUUAAGUGAAGCGGGAUUGAUCGUGUAAAAAUAACCGGCGCGCGGCACAAAAAAAAGAGGAUCACGUGGCGGGAAUGCGCGCGAGGUGCACUUUGCGGCGACGAUUAUAUCAGUGCGCGGUACGCGAUCGUCAAGAAGACCGUCCGUGAAACCCCGUGGGUGACUUCCGGUCCGGGAAGGGGGUUCCGCGUGAGCCGCGUGCCUCGCUCGCCGCUCCGGAAAUGCUCGCGGGGAUCGUCUUAUUGUUAGUGUCGGGUGAUGACGAUUGGCGAGCGAAUUGUCCGUAACAAGAUUAGAUGAUGACGGAUUCCCCGACACCAUCGACCAGCAGACAUCACGACGACAAAUGCGACAAGCCCGAGAGAUCUGAUAAAACGGUGUUACUGCAAAUCCAGGACAUAAAUAGUCAGGUAGCGCAGUUCCGAGAUUUACUUAUUAAUAUCGGACAGCCGCGCGACUGCCCGGAGCUGCGCGAAAAAAUACGGAAGUUGCGUCGCAACUGCGUGGAGGCUUGCAAGAGUACAUCUCAACUUGUCCUGCCGCAUGUGCAAAGUGCUAUGGACGUCGGAAUACCGGUUGACAGUCCAAAUCUGGUGCUGUUGUUUUACGUGGCUCAACUCUUCUUACGCGAACUGCACAAGAGCAAAAACCUUAUAUCCAUCAUACCCAUGGACAUGUCCGGAUAUUACGAGAACCGCGCCGGUCCCUCGUAUAUCGGCAAUGUGGUCUCGCAGAUCCUCCUGUGCAAACAGAUUAGACCGGACUUCAACGAAGAGGAGCUCUGCAGCAUCCGAAAGGACUCGGAAGAGAUCGGCCAGCUGAUAGCGGAGCUACAAGAAUUUAUGCCCCAAUCUGAGGCUGACACGGAGAAACCGGUGGCUCUUCACAAUCCUGGGAACAAAAUCAAUCGGAACAACGGAACACGGAGGAUGCACCGAUGGAGCAGCAACAGAGACCGACAAUCGUCCUACUUCCGCAACGGUUUCAGAUUUCUGUGCUGCGCCGCGAGUACUAAUUACGUUUAACGUACAUAUAAUUCAUCUCGAUUCAUUAAAACGUAAUAUAGUUCCGAUUAAUUUAAUAAUGAAUAAUUAAUACGCACUGAUAUUUUCGCAGUGAUUUCAACGCUAAAUUCCCUAAAAUAAAGUUAACUGGAAUCGACGGAGCUUCGGCUUCGUAAACUAAUCACGAUGAAAAGUCCCGUUUAUAAAGUAUCCUAAGAAAGGCGUAACAAAUAUUAUAGUUUGGCGAUUUAUCUUCAAAGGAAUGUGCUCAAAGUUGCUUCGCUUUCGAUGAAGCUUUAAUAUCGCGCGUUCAUUUAUCGUAAUUUCUCAACCAGUGUCUGCAUCAUUAAUAUACGUCUCUCUUGGGAUACUUUCUAUGAAAGACUAUACGAACAAAGAACGUCGCAACGAUACACUUCGUCGGAUGAUACACUUCGAAAGGCCUAACCGAAAGGCCUAAACCUGUCCCAUUCGAGAGAUAUCCUUGGAACAAAUUUUUAACGCACGUACAGCCGGUGACAAUCAAAGUAGAAGCUCGAGACGUCAAUAAUUAUUACAAAUCACAUCGCAAUAGAUACGGGUAAACAGAUAACGGGAACGAAUGAGGCAAAAAGGGGGAAUUUCAGCACCUUUUUCGUCUUUCAGCAAGAAUUCUAGUGGCACUCGAUAUUGCUCCCAUUUUUUUUUUUGGACGUUCUUCUGUAGUCUUCUCUCCUAAGAACUCGCUGUCCCAUUAAAUUUCCAAGUCGCGGACAAAAGAGCCGCCGGUGUCGAGGAGCCCCUUUAUUCAAGUCCACUUCACAAUCAUUUCAUCAAUCCCGCUAUAAUUGCUCGGAUGGUCUAACUCAAAUUUUUCCAAAAUCGUAUCUCUUAUGGUAAUCAAUUUUCUCGGUUCGUCGCGUUUAGAUCUAUCGUUUGUAUCAAAUUUAAUCGGAGAUCUUCAAUAACAAGGUAAAUCUAAUAAUAAUCGCUCUCGUAAUCAAAACUAGCUUGUAAUCUUUCGAUUCCGGGUCUUUAAAUCCUAGAAUCUAGACGAACGCAUUCGAAUAUAUUGUCGAAUAUAUUAUCAGAGUAAAUCGCGUCUGUGUCGUGUCAAAACGAGUAGAUGUACGUUAUGGAGCAAUUAUAAUAUCUUAGCGUAUUUACAAGUGAGUGGACCAACCUCGAUCUAUUUAUAAUGCGCGACGGACGCACACGCAUUAUAGCUCUAGGUAUCCGCGUUUCGCAUCUCCGCGUUAUAUAUAUAUGUAUAUAGAGAUCGUCUACAAAGCAAUACGUAGAAGUUCACACAGAAAAGCGUUGCGCAAACAUAUAAAUACAUAUGUAUAUGUAUAUAUAUAUAUAUA
Molecule: messenger RNA, 3147 nt
Organism: Acromyrmex echinatior (Panamanian leafcutter ant)
Lineage: Eukaryota; Metazoa; Arthropoda; Insecta; Hymenoptera; Formicidae
Gene: dcma
Product: syntaxin-like domain-containing protein decima
Cellular component (GO): membrane
Source: RefSeq, a predicted model, not a curated record